ACCCCUUCUCCUCUCCCGGGCCCGGCGUCCGGGUGCGCGGUGCGGCGCGACGAUCGCGGCCUGGCGAUCGGGGCACGGUGGUCGUGGCGCUCGAGGGUGGCGCGCAAGGCGCGGGGCGCGAGGCCAGACCUGGCGUGUCUGGGUGUGGGGGGCGGGCAGCGGCGGAGCCCCCAGAGGAGAGCAGGGGCAGGGGGGUACCGAGGCAAGUGAGACGCUGGACCUGAGGGAGCACCAUGGCAGGCCUCAGUGCAGCUCUUUCCUCAGUGUUUCUGGAGGCCAAGAAUGCCCAUUCGGUCCUGAAGCGGUUCCCUCGUGCCAAUGAGUUCCUGGAGGAGCUGCGCCAGGGUACCAUCGAGCGGGAGUGCAUGGAGGAGAUCUGCAGCUACGAGGAGGUCAAGGAGGUGUUUGAGGACAAAGAGAAAACGAUGGAGUUCUGGAAGGGGUACCCGAAUGCAGUCUACUCAGUCCGAGACCCCGCGCAAAGCUCAGAUGCCAUGUAUGUGGUGGUGCCCCUUCUGGGGGUGGCAUUGCUGAUUGUCAUUGCCUUGUUCAUCAUCUGGAGGUGCCAGCUGCAGAAAGCCACUCGUCAUCACCCCUCGUAUGCUCAGAACCGGUACCUAGCCAGUCGUGCUGGGCACAGUCUCCCCCGGGUCAUGGUAUACCGGGGCACUGUGCAUAACCAAGGGGAGUCCUCUGGGCACCGGGAGGUGGGAUGCAACCCUCAGGUGGUACUAGGGCCCAGUCGGGGGGGCAGAACCACAGUCCGCCUCGAGAGCACCCUCUACCUCCCUGAGCUCUCUCUCUCCAGACUGUCCAGUGCCACCCCUCCCCCAUCCUAUGAGGAGGUGACUGCACCCCAAGAGAGCAGCAGUGAGGAGGCAAGUGUCUCUUACAGUGACCCACCCCCAAAGUAUGAGGAGAUAGUGGCUGCCAACCCUGGCUCAGACAAGUAGUGGGACUUGUGUCCUGUCCAAUGUGAAAGCCUCUUUCAGGGGUCUCCUAUUUUCUUUUUAACUUUUUAAAAACUGUGCCACCACAAAACAGCCUUAGCCUCCUUGUUGCCAAAUAAUUUCCUAACCGUGGAUUUUUAGGAAGUCAGUUGUCAGAGACAGGUGGAGGGGGGGGUAGGAAACAUGCAUGCGUCAAAGCCCCGGGGAGAGCCACAGGCUAGAGAGCCCAGCUCUUCCAGAAGCUCCCACACCCCUGCCAUCCUGUCCUCCCAUCAGGGACUGGCUUCUCUGAUGCCAAAGGAAUCACCCCUUUGAGUUGAUUGUGGCCAGAAUGUCUGUAGGCUCGGGCCCUGGGGCCAUGCAGCUGGCUGGAGACCUGUCUGUGUCUGGAAGCCUAGGCCACAGAGAUGAGGGAGAGAAGCUAGCCCUUCAGCACCUUUUUUCCUCGACAGUCUGUGCUUUCUGUUCUUGCUUACAUUUUGAGGACAAAAACAAGAACUGAA
Molecule: messenger RNA, 1453 nt
Organism: Ceratotherium simum simum (southern white rhinoceros)
Lineage: Eukaryota; Metazoa; Chordata; Mammalia; Perissodactyla; Rhinocerotidae
Source: RefSeq, a predicted model, not a curated record